CUGUCUGACUGUCGGGUGUGUAGGCGGCGUUGGAGACGUCAGCGAGGCGAGGUGCGCGCACCCAAACCACGCCCCGCCUCCCCAUGAGGUCCCUGGGGGCCCUUAAAUUGAUGAGGCCUCGAGGUCCAGAACCCAUUACCGCUUAGGCCUCACCUCUCUUCUCCGCAGCGCUAAGCCAGCGAGGACUUUACGACACGUCGCGGAUUUAGAUCUUUUAGAUCGCUUGGAAAUAUGACCUCCUCCAACCCCGACCAGCGCCUGGAGCAUCUCCUCAGCGCCGUGGAAAGCGAGUUCCAGAAGGGCAGCGAGAAGGGCGACGCGUCCGAGAGGGAUAUUAAACUGACGCUGGAGGACGCGGAGUUGUGGAACAAAUUCAAGGAGUUGACUAACGAGAUGAUCGUCACCAAAACUGGAAGGAGGAUGUUUCCGGUGCUCAAGGCCAGCGUCAGCGGCCUGGACCCGAACGCCAUGUACUCGGUGCUGCUGGACUUCGUGGCGGCCGAUAACAACCGCUGGAAGUACGUGAACGGAGAGUGGGUCCCCGGCGGCAAGCCGGAGCCGCAGAGCCCCAGCUGCGUCUACAUCCACCCGGACUCGCCCAACUUCGGGGCGCAUUGGAUGAAGGCGCCGGUCUCCUUCAGCAAAGUCAAGCUCUCCAAUAAACUCAACGGGGGCGGACAGAUCAUGCUCAAUUCUCUGCACAAAUACGAGCCCAGGAUCCACAUUGUGAAAGUUGGAGGCAUCCAGAAGAUGAUCAGCAGCCAGUCCUUCCCCGAAACCCAGUUCAUCGCCGUCACUGCUUAUCAGAACGAGGAGAUCACCGCUCUGAAGAUCAAACACAAUCCCUUCGCCAAGGCCUUUCUGGACGCGAAAGAACGGAGCGACCAUAAAGAAGUCCCCGAUCACGCUGCGGACAGCCAGCAGUCCGGCUACUCCCAGCUCGGAGGCUGGUUCCUGCCGGGCCAGGCCCCCAUCUGCCCCAGCAGCAGCCCCCCCCAGUUCACCGGCACGGCGGCCCACUCCUCCAGCUCCUACUGCGAGCGCUACUCCAGCCUGAGGAACCACCGGGCCGCCCCGUACCCCGGCCACUACCCCCACCGCGCCUCCAGCACCAAUAACUACAUGGAGAACGCCUCGGGAGCUCUGCCCUCCCACGACAGCUGGUCUCCGCUCCAGAUCCCCAACUCCACGGGCAUGGGCACGCUGUCCCACACCACCAACUCCACGUCCAACUCCAGUCAGUACCCCAACCUCUGGUCAGUAACCGGCAACACCCUCACCCCAGUCGGCUCCACCUCCGGAGGUCUGACCUCCCAGUUCCUGAGGGGCUCUUCCUACACAGGCCUGACCUCCUCCCUGCCCGUCUCCACACCGUCCUCCAUGUACGACCCCAGCCUGAGCGAGGUCAGCGUUGGGGACGCCCAGUUCGAGAGCUCCAUCGCCAGGCUGACCGCGUCCUGGGCGCCCGUGGCCCAGAGCUACUGAGCUGCUGUUAACACUCCCAACUGAACUGCCUGGGGUGUCCGUCCCCCCCGAAGGAUGGAGCAGGACUAAAAAACAAGAAGUACAGUCUCGGAGAAGCUCAUGUGCCUUUUGAUUCAUUUCACAGACAGGUGUGAAGUUAGGUUGGAGACAAACUGAACAAAGCUGAUUACCUGAUAAUGAUCUGCCGUAUGGACAGUAUCCCACUGGAACAAUAACAAUAGACCGUGAGCUGCAUGUUCACAGUUCAACCUGAUUAUUACAUAUCUAUAAUCCCAUAUUUUAGAUUGAUUCCCGGCUGCUCCUCAACCGAGCGGUGAUUUUACUUUAGUUGUUUUUAUUUUGAAAGUAUAUUUGUGAUGAAAGGGCUCUAACAUAAAUAUGUAUAUGUGUGUAAAUAGAGUAAAUUAACGUCCAGUGUUUCGUCUUAUAAAUGUGCCUUUUACUGGUGUCAAUACAAAUGAUCUGCAUCGGACCGACAGACACAAGUGCCUUCUGCAACCCGCAACCAGUUCUGUCCUCCCUGCACAAAAACAUGUACAUAAAACGUGUAUUUGUACUUGCUUUUAUUUAUGUCAUUUAAUAAUAAAUUAAAAAUGUUGGU
Betta splendens (Siamese fighting fish) is the source of this 2086-nucleotide messenger RNA. RefSeq names its product T-box transcription factor Ta (gene tbxta). The record is from RefSeq and is a predicted model, not a curated record. Gene Ontology annotation, molecular function: RNA polymerase II cis-regulatory region sequence-specific DNA binding; DNA-binding transcription factor activity, RNA polymerase II-specific. The transcript has 8 exons. Lineage: Eukaryota; Metazoa; Chordata; Actinopteri; Anabantiformes; Osphronemidae. Gene Ontology annotation, biological process: somitogenesis; regulation of transcription by RNA polymerase II; heart morphogenesis. The coding region runs from base 232 to 1485 and encodes 417 amino acids. Gene Ontology annotation, cellular component: nucleus.